This is a messenger RNA of Racocetra persica, 372 nucleotides long. The record is from the annotation of a GenBank genome assembly. NCBI's taxonomy places the organism in Eukaryota, Fungi, Glomeromycota, Glomeromycetes, Diversisporales, Gigasporaceae.
AUGGUUCCUAUUUUAAUCGAACUUAAGAAAAAUUGUCAGUUAUCAAUCUCUAAUAACAAUAAUAUAGCAGACAUUAACAAUGAUGAUAAUAACUUUCAAGACUUAUUUGACGAUAACGAUAUUACAACUGAUGAAGAAGAAGAGGAUGAACAGGCUUAUACACCAAUUAAUCUCAGGUGCAAAAAUCUAUCUUUUGUCUCAUUUGCUAAACGGUUCGCUACUGAAAAUUUACUUAGAGAUGAGUAUGAAAAAAUGAAAAAUAAUAUAGACAAAGAGAAAAAAAAUGUUAGAACGGAGGUUAAAUCAACUUCUGUAAAAAAAACAACUAAAAGUAGCAUUCUUUCUAGUUUUAAAAAACAUACGCCAGUUACG